AGACUCUGUCUCACAACAACAACAACAACAAAAUUGAGAUGUGCCUCUGCUAAUUCGUAACAACUGCAUGAAUUGCUUUUACUUUCAAUUUCAGCUUUAUUGUACCAUCCCAUUUGUGGAAAUGACUAGCUUCCUCAGCUCUCUCUCUUUUUUUCCUUUAUAAUGGAGGGACACAAAAGAAAAGAGGAAGGAGGAACGACAGCAAGGGGGUAGUGAAAGGCAACUGAAAACUCAAAACUUGGACCUGUGGUGCUGAAGAGCAGGCUCUUCUAGGUUGGCAGUUGCCAUGGAAUCUGGACCCAAAAUGUUGGCCCCCAUUUGCCUGGUGGAAAACAACAAUGACAAGCUGUUGGUGAACCAGCAAGCUAUACAGAUUCUUGACAAGAUUUCUCAGCCAGUGGUGGUGGUGGCCAUUGUUGGACUGUACCGUACAGGCAAAUCCUACUUGAUGAACCUGCUGGCAGGAGAGAAUCAUGGCUUCCCUCUGGGCUCCACGGUGCAGUCUGAAACCAAGGGCAUCUGGAUGUGGUGCAUGCCCCACCCCUCCAAGCCAAACCACACCCUGGUCCUUCUGGACACUGAGGGUCUGGGCGAUGUGGAAAAGGGUGACCCUAAGAAUGACUCCUGGAUCUUCGCCCUGGCUGUGCUCCUGUGCAGCAGCUUCGUCUACAACAGCAUGAGCACCAUCAACCACCAGGCCCUGGAGCAGCUGCAUUACGUGACGGAGCUCACAGAACUCAUUAAGGCAAAGUCCUACCCAAGGCCUGAUGGAGUAGAAGAUUCCACGGAGUUCGUGAGUUUCUUUCCAGACUUUAUCUGGACUGUACGGGAUUUCACUCUGGAGCUGAAGUUGAAUGGUGACCCUAUCACAGAAGAUGAGUACCUGGAGAAUGCCUUGAAGCUGAUUCCAGGCAAGAAUCCCAAAGUUCAAGCAUCCAAUUUGCCCAGGGAGUGCAUCAGGCAUUUCUUUCCAAAAAGGAAGUGUUUUGUCUUUGACCGGCCAACACAUGACAAAGUCCUUCUAGCCAAUAUCGAGAAGGUGUCAGAAAAACAACUGGAUCCCAAAUUCCAGGAACAAACAAACAUUUUCUGUUCUUACAUCUUCACGCAUGCAAGAAGCAAGACCCUCAGGGAGGGAAUCACAGUCACUGGGAAUCGUCUGGGAACUCUGGCAGUGACUUAUGUAGAUGCCAUCAACAGUGGAGCGGUGCCUUGUCUGGAGAAUGCAGUGAUAACUCUGGCCCAGCGUGAGAACUCAGCUGCCAUGCAGAGGGCAGCCGACUACUACAGCCAGCAGAUGGCCCAGCGAGUGAAGCUCCCCACAGACACGCUCCAGGAGCUGCUGGACGUGCAUGCGGCCUGUGAGAGGGAAGCCAUUGCAGUCUUCAUGGAGCACUCCUUCAAGGAUGAAAAUCAGGAAUUCCAGAAGAAGCUCGUGGAAAUCACAAUGAAUAAGAAGGGGGAUUUCUUGCUGCAGAAUGAAGAGUCCUCUAUUCAAUACUGCCAGGCUAAACUCAAUGAGCUCUCAAAGGGCCUAAUGGAAAGUAUCUCAGCAGGAAGUUUCUCUGUUCCUGGAGGGCACAAGCUCUACAUGGAAACAAAGGAAAAGAUUGAACAAGACUAUUGGCAAGUCCCCAGGAAAGGAGUAAAGGCAAAAGAGGUCUUCCAGAGGUUCCUGGAGUCACAGGUGGUGAUAGAGAAAUCCAUCUUGCAGUCGGAUAAAGCCCUCACUGAUAGAGAGAAGGCAGUAGCAGUGGAUCGGGCCAAGAAGGAGGCAGCUGAGAAGGAACAGGAACUUUUAAAACAGAAAUUACAGGAGCAGCAGCAACAGAUGGAGGCUCAAGAGAAGAGUCUCAAGGAAAACAUAGCCCAACUGAAGGAGAAGCUGCAGAUGGAGAGAGAACACCUGCUGAGAGAGCAGAAUAUGAUGCUGGAGCACAAGCUGAAGGUCCAGAAAGAUUUGCUUGAUGAAGGAUUUAAGAAGAAAUGUGAGGAGAUGAAUGAAGAGAUAAAUCAACUAAAACAUAUGAUUGAUACUACAAAAAAUGAUGAUACUCCCUGGAUUGCACAUAUCUUGGACAAAUUUGUCAAUGAGCUACCUUCAAUAUUGUCUGCUCCUAAAUUAAUUGGUCAGGUUGUCAAAGGUGUGAGUUUGCUCUUUAAAUAGCAUGAGUUCCUCUAUUAAGGAUAUUAUAGAUCAUACAUAUAUGCUUUGCACUAUUUUUGAUCUUGAUCUGUAUGUUUUUCAUUUUCAUUCAGCAAAGUUUUGCUUUGUUUUUUUUUUUGUUUGUUUGUUUGUUUUUUUGUUUUUUUUUUUUGGAGAGUCUUACUCUGUCGCCCAG
This is a messenger RNA of Rhinopithecus roxellana (golden snub-nosed monkey), 2342 nucleotides long. Its product is annotated as guanylate-binding protein 6-like. Gene Ontology annotation, molecular function: GTPase activity; GTP binding. Gene Ontology annotation, biological process: defense response to protozoan; defense response to Gram-positive bacterium. Lineage: Eukaryota; Metazoa; Chordata; Mammalia; Primates; Cercopithecidae. The record is from RefSeq and is a predicted model, not a curated record.